Molecule: messenger RNA, 1720 nt
Organism: Mobula hypostoma (lesser devil ray)
Lineage: Eukaryota; Metazoa; Chordata; Chondrichthyes; Myliobatiformes; Myliobatidae
Product: myozenin-1-like
Exons: 6
Coding region: 427-1353 (308 amino acids)
Cellular component (GO): Z disc; actin cytoskeleton
Molecular function (GO): telethonin binding; actin binding; FATZ binding
Source: RefSeq, a predicted model, not a curated record
CUAAAAACCAGCACACUUCUUGGAAAUUCUGACCAGUUUGCUGCCUUGUGAUUAUAUGAGGACUACAGUUCUUCACGGCCUCAGUCUGAUUUUCAUUUUGUUUCUACCUUAACAUCUGAAGUUUGAAGACUGCUUACAUACAUGGUUUUAUCUUGUCUCACUGCUAUCUGAGACCCUUGGUUCAAUACUAUAUUUAUCUCAAUGAUGCAUAUGCAAGAAAAACAUUUGGAAUCAAAUUCACUGCACUUUGCAUCAGCACUUGGUGCUGUGCAGACCCAACUCCUGUCUGUUCUUUCUGCACAAUUUCUUCAGCUUAUCUCAUGAACAUCUUUAUUUAGCAGAUUCGGAGCUAAGUCAGCAACCAGUAGCCAGGUAUUCCAGCAGAUUUUUUUUAAAGUGGCAAGAAAGGAUUAAACUCCAUCGACCAUGCCGUUAGCUGGAACCCCCGCACCCGCCAAGAGGAAAAAGUCAUCGAGAAUCAUCACAAAAGCGCUGAAGGAAGCCGGAGCCGAGAUUAACCUCGGGAAGAAGAUAAGCAUCCCCCGGGAUGUGAUGUUGGAGGAAUUGUCACUGCUGAAGAAUAAAGGAUCUCAGAUGUUUAAAGAGCGGCAGCGCAGGGUCGAGAGAUUCAUCUACGAGUCACACCCCGACGUCUUUAACCCCGAUUCGAUGGACAACUUCCAGAAAUUCCUCCCUGGCUCUGGUGUUGUGCUGAAGACUGGGCCAGGUGGUAUCCAGGUGAUUGGAGGGAUGGACUCCAAAUUCCAAAGUGGGUACAGCCUGCAUGGAACACAUUCAAAGGGCACAGCACCAGCACCUCAACCCAAACCUCAACAUCUUGCGGCUGUCUCUGGAAUCAUUGGGAAACAAGGAAGUGGCCAAGGAGAUGGAGGGAGCGGAGGGGCUGGAGGUCCAGAGGGAAGUGGGGUUCAGGGUGGAGGUGUUGAUAGGAAGGGAACUGGAGGAGGAGGAGGCAAAAAGCAUACAUCGACAAUCAAAACUUAUGUGUCACCCUGGGAACAGGCCAUGGGGAAUGAUCCGGAACUGAAGUCCACCAUGAGUCUUCAUAUGGAACCACCAGGUGCUCCAGCCAAACUUCGUGCCUUUAAGUGUUUUAACAGAACUGCUAUGCCCUAUGGAGGGUUUGAAAAGGCAGUGAAACUGAUGACUUUUCAGCUCCCAGAGUUUGAAGCCACUCUUCCAGAGCCUGAGCCGGUGCUCGUGUUCCACCAAGACAUCAGCACUCGGCCCAACUUCAACAGGACGCCUCUGGGCUGGACUCCAACAAGCACAGAUAAUUUGAUUAACCUUGGAAUAGAUCUCGAGUUUAACGCUGAAACUGAUGAUCUGUAGAGCCCUUGGACAAGUGCCAUGAAGCCAGCUGUUUCCAGCACUCAGUUGGCCUUUGCACAGGAGCACUUGGAAAACAUUGGAUUAAAAGUGGCACUUGGCUAAUAAUCAUCACUGCAUAAAAUACAUAUUCUUUAAAAGCUGGUCAUUUCACCCCUAUUCAAUUUCAAUGCAUUUUGUAAUUUUACCGUAUACUGAUCAAGAACAACUUUUGGGUUCUUGUGACAGAUGGAAUCUAUAUGGUUUAACUAAACUUAAAUAAAGUCAAAGAUGGUGGAUAUACAUUUAUGGCUUACGAAUGCCUCUAUUUAUUGUCAAGCAACAAUUUUCUAAAUGAAAUAAAAUGUCAACAAAACCAGAGUCUAUUUUG